Oncorhynchus masou masou (cherry salmon) is the source of this 2416-nucleotide messenger RNA. RefSeq names its product WD repeat-containing protein 76-like. The record is from RefSeq and is a predicted model, not a curated record. The coding region runs from base 60 to 1958 and encodes 632 amino acids. Gene Ontology annotation, biological process: regulation of DNA damage checkpoint. Gene Ontology annotation, cellular component: nucleus. Gene Ontology annotation, molecular function: DNA binding; protein binding. NCBI's taxonomy places the organism in Eukaryota, Metazoa, Chordata, Actinopteri, Salmoniformes, Salmonidae. The transcript is spliced from 16 exons.
AGCCAUUGGCACAUGAAAAGCAAAAUUAUAAUGAUCCCUGGUUAAUUUGUUAUAAACAAAUGUGCCCCAAUCGAUGUGUCUUCUCUGUUAUAAAAAAAUAUAGUAACCAAUCAGCUGCUGUGAAGUAUCUUACACAACAAAGGGGAGGGGUUUGUUACGAAACACCAUCGUGGCGGGAAAGGGUUUAUCCUGUGGUGCAGGUUACAUCAACUAGGUUAUUCAAGAGAACAAACAGCUUUUCGGACCUAGCUUGCAAGCUAAAUAUCUGCGACUCGGUUUGCCUGGUGGUUUCGGAAGAACCAAAUCUUCCGAACGCGUUUGUGAAAUUGUACUACAUAUUGCAGGAAAUGAAGCCAGCGAACACCGUGAAUGGUGUCCCUGUACUCCAUUCAGCAAAAGACGGGUGCAAACCCAAGAAAUUCACCCCAGAUGAAGUACUGGUACCAAAUCCCAGCUUCAAAGAAAAUCAAGGAACGAAAAGAAAGAGAAAAACACUUCCUUUGAAAGUGGAAGAAAGAAUUGAAAAAGUCAAAGACGAGAAGGAAGACAAGGAUAUACAACCUGGAAGUCUAUCGAUAUAUGAAUUGGAACGGUUGGAAAAUAUCAGACAAAACCAAGUGUUCCUGUCCUCCAUAAAACUGCUUGAGGCCAAGCAGGAUUUGAAACCAGAAAACACACAGCGAGGUCUCAAGAGACAGAACAAUAAGGUAGCCUGGACAGAGAUACUGCCUCCUCGCACCAAGUCCUUGAGAAUCCAGAAGAAGGAAGCAGAGCGACUCCCCCUGCCCCCGGAACCACACAGGAUUUAUUAUGAAGUCGAACGAUUUGAACGUGCCAGGAAGCCAGAGGGUCCCAUUAGUAUGGAGCCAAUCAACAUGGAGGAGGAUAGUUCACUGCCACCUGAACUUCUCAAACUGUGGACAGAGGUUUUAAUCAAAGAAGAAAAGGAGGAGUUGGGUCUGGGAGAGUACCGUAGUACUCUGAAGAGCAUGGCGCUGAGUGAGAUUGGAGGAGUAGCUAAGGUGGUGAAGAGUCGUAUCUUCUCUGUUGCCUUCCACCCGUGUAGCAGUCAUCUGCUCAUGGCUGCUGGGGACAAGUUGGGUGGAGUGGGGCUGUGGAACCUCGACUCUGAUAUGGGGGAUGAGGGCGUGCUGCUAUUUGAGCCACACGUCCAGCCGGUGGCCUGCAUGGCCUUCUCCAGGUCACAUCCUACAGACCUUUUGACCCUCAGCUACGACGGGACGCUACGGAGCACAGAUGUGGAGAAAGCCGUUUUUGAUGAGGUGUAUCGGAUCAAGGAUGGCUUGAGAACCUUUGACUUCCUGUCACAUGACUGUUCGACGCUGGUCACCGGGGACUGGUACGGAGACGUUGCCAUCGUUGACAGGCGGACUCCAGGAACCUCUCAUGAGUCCCUCCAUAGCCUGGAUACCAAGACGGUUCGCUGUGUUCACGUCCACCCUGUUCAGAAGCAGUACAUCAUGGUGGCUGAGAACAGUAUUGUGAGCAUUUACGAUGCUCGAUGUUUGAAGGUGUCAUCGAGAGAGCCAGUCUCCCAGCUCUAUGGUCACUCAAAGAGCAUCUCAAGUGCCUACUUCUCUCCUGGCACUGGCAACAGAGUAGUGACCACCUGCCUAGACAACAACAUCAGGAUUUAUGACACCUCGGAACUAACCUCCAGAGCUCCGCUACUGACCUCCAUCCAACAGAACUUGUACACAGGGCGCUGGCUGUCCAAGCUGCAGGCGACGUGGGACCCCAAGAGGGACGACUGCUUCGUUGUGGGCAGCAUGCAGCGGCCUCGCAGAGUCCAGGUGUUCCAUGAGAGUGGGCAGCUCCAGCACUCCUUCCAGGACCCAGAGAUGACCACCGUGCUCUCAGUCACAGCCUUCCACCCCACCAGGAACGCUCUACUGGGGGGUAACGCCUCCGGGCGGCUGUACGUCUUCACCGACUGAGAGCAGGAUGCCUGUAUGUGUUCGCUGCCUGAGAGGAGAAACCUGGGCCAUUGUUCACAAAACAUCUGAGUAAGAGUCCUGAUCUAGGAUCAGGUAACCUCCCUCUUAUUAAUUUUGACCUGGAAGGCUCAACUGAUCGUAGAUCAGCACUCCUACUCUAAAAUGUUUAAUGAUAUGGGCCCAGAACACAUGCUUAGAAUAGACCAAAAUAAGUUGUUUGGUUGUUUUUUCUGCAAGCUGCCUUUGCUAUUGUUGCACAUUGUUUUCUAUCAAAUUGUUGAUGUUUUGUUAGUUUAUAUAUUUAGCUGAAGUUGUGCUUUUAAUGUAGUUUAGCUCUUUCAUUGGCUGUAUUGUACCCACAGUGAAUUUUGUGAUUGACGGUUUUAAUCUUUCAAAUAAAAACCACCAGAAUUCAGUGGCUACAGCCCUACAAUCAAUAAAAUCAUGGCUAAAUACCA